Messenger RNA from Penicillium daleae, 438 nucleotides. RefSeq names its product aegerolysin family protein. The transcript is spliced from 2 exons. Gene Ontology annotation, biological process: symbiont-mediated hemolysis of host erythrocyte. Lineage: Eukaryota; Fungi; Ascomycota; Eurotiomycetes; Eurotiales; Aspergillaceae. The record is from RefSeq and is a predicted model, not a curated record. Bases 1 to 438 code for a protein of 145 amino acids.
AUGAGCACCGAUAAGAUCCCCGAGGAAGACCUGACCAACUACAACUCGCAGUGGGUCUCCUUCCACAUUCGGGAUCAUCUCAAGGACGGAGAGAUCAAAGUGCAGCACACUGUCAUUGAAGGAGGCGAAUUCCACAGCCCGACCGACCGUCGUAAGUCGCUCACCGAAGAUGAGAUCGACUACAUGACCAUCGAGUCCGAGGGCAUUGGCGAGAUCUGUGCCCGCGGCCGUCGCGGCAGCGAGGGUCGUCUGGACUUGUUCCAUGGCGAUACCAAGAUCUGCGAGCUCCACUGGGAGAAUCGCGGUGGAGAGUUCCACAAUCUGGUCGAGGUGCUGGAUGAUAAUUCCAAGUAUAGAGUCGAGCAUGGGGGAUGGAGUCCACAGGCAGGUCCGCUGGGACAUGUCUUCGUGGACGUUUCGGAGCGGAAGAACAAGUAG